Molecule: messenger RNA, 1074 nt
Organism: Cladocopium goreaui
Lineage: Eukaryota; Dinophyceae; Suessiales; Symbiodiniaceae
Source: the annotation of a GenBank genome assembly
AUGACCCAAUUUCUGGUCUGCUUUGGGACCCAUGUUUUGAGUCUGUCUGCUUCUCUAUUCGAAGGCGCUAUUGCAAGUGAUGAGUUGAAAUCCAAGUAUGCAGCCCAGGACGGUGACCGUGGACUGCUGGUGGCCGCCCCUGCGCCCUUGGGCGCCGAUUUGGCCGAAACUCCAGCGGUGAAGUCCGUGGCUUCCAACGGCCCUUCUUGGGAAGAGUUGAAGGCCAAAGAGAAGAAAAAGGAGUUCAUGCAGUCGCAAUUGUUUAUUGAUGGCUGCUACACUCCCCUGGCCAUCGAACGGCUUUGCGAAGAAAUCGCUGAUAGCGGAGGUGUGGACCUACUGCUGACUUCAGAGUGGCCGAAGGGUGUGAUGUCCACUCUCAAGGAUGCAUGGCCAGAGGAGGCAGAGGUCAGAAAGCUUGCCAAAGGUGCAGCUCGACAAUGCUCCAGCGCUGCGGUCGCUGAGCUGGCAGUGGCAGCAGAGCCGAAGUACCACGCAGUGGGUCUUGGUGGUGUCUUUUGGCGUCGCCAACCCUGGCGCCACGAACGACGUGGAGAGGUCGAAGCUUCGACCGGCUUGCUGAAGUGUGGUGUAUGCCGCAUGAUCACCCUAGGUGCUGUUGAUGGCAGCCGCCCGGGCGUCAAAGAUAUGCCCAGCGCUAAAUACAGUUACAAGAAGCCUGAGGAGGAGGUGGCCCCGAAGCCACAAAAAUGGCUCCAUGGAUUGGAGUUGGAUCCAAAGGCUAUGCCCUCAGAUGCUGAUGGUGCCACGCCCAACCCGUGGACGCAGAAAGAGGUCCCUAAAGUGGAUCCAAAUCUGCCACCUGAACGACCAGACUUUUCUGGAAUGGACAAAGAAGAAAAGCGACGAUGGAUGCAUCGCUUUGGCAUCAAGCCUGAUGAGAUGCUAUCUGCUUCUGACAAGAUUCAAAAGGAAAAUGAACCAAAGCAGAAGAAGGAGAAACACAAGUCUUUGUACAAAGUGAGUGAGAAGGAGAAGAAGAGGAGGAAGACUGGCACUGACAGCCACCUGCCCUUCAGUGCACGUGAGCGUAUGCAAGCGGGCCGUGGAUAG